GGACUACGGACUACCGGAGCGACAAUACGUCACCCGUCACCCCGAAAUUCGCCGCAUGAUAAGCGCUCGUAAGCUCGAUCGCCUUUCCGAGAUAUCGUGCAUGUGGCACGCGCGCCGAAUGGACCGACUGUAGUCAUCAAUGCAUUCUUUGUAGCUAAGAUAACUUUAGUUAACUCUUACGGAGAUUUCAUCGGGCAUCUUAUCAUUCGGUGUAUCCGACGUGACUGUCACGUGUAUUGAAAUGCGAUUUGUAGUAAGUCUCAGUGAAAAUUCGCAAAGUUUUGCCAACGAAACUCGCUCGACUUCCCUCCUGAAAACAUGAAGGGACUCAUAUUUUGUUAUAUACUCGCGUUAUGCUCCAGUCAACUUGGAGCCGACAAGAAGAUCAACAAAUACGUGACGACUUUAAUAAAUGCCAAAUGGAACGAAACGCCUCUCGUUCUCGAGGCAGCUGAAUAUCUUAGCGAUGAGAAUCCAAUUUACUUUUGGAAGUUUAUCGACUCGUAUUCCAGAAGGAUCAGCAAUCUUGUACUGGCUACACAGAAGGAGAAUUAUGACGUUAUUCUGGAAUUGGCCAAAAAGUAUCUGUCCGAAUCUGAGAUAGCAGUUUUUAAGUUAGGAUUGUCUUUACGUAUUUAUUCCUCACGCGUGGAAAUGUUCUCUCAAAUGGCUGUGAAUAAAAAUGUUUCUUUGUACGGAUGCAACAAUGUUGUUAACGUUGGGGGAACAUUUACUUGUUCUCUAGAAGAUAUAGAUAAUUUGCUCGAGCAGGAUACAUGGGAAAGUAUAGAUACCUAUGAUGUAGAUCAUCGAUAUUUAAGUACUCCAGAAUCCGAUAAAGUGAUGAUAUUAUACGGCCAGAUUGGGACUCCUACGUUCUCCGAUUUUCAUGAGAAGCUAAAAAACAUAGCGGAAACAAAAGGGAUCAAUUACAUCCUUCGUCAUUAUGUUAAGGAGAGGGAGGAUAAGAGAUUGCGUUUAUCGGGCUAUGGGGUAGAGUUGCAAAUGAAAUCUACAGAGUACAAAGCGACUGACGAUUCCGAUAUUAAAGACAACACAGGGAAAGACUCGGAAGUGGCAAACGAUGGCAUGGAAGAAAUUGAAGGAAUCAACUUUAUGACUUUAAAGAAAUUGCAUCCAGAUCAACAAGCUGAAUUGGAUAAAAUACAGACGUAUUUACUGGAAACCAGCCACGAAAUUGGCGCUUUUAAAGUAUGGCAGUUUCAAGAACUGAGUCAUCAGGCAGCUGAAAGGAUAAUGAAGUCUCCUUCUGCAGAAGCAUUAAACAUCUUGACCGAUAUAUCGCAGAAUUUUCCUAUGCAAGCAAAAUCGCUAAUUCGAACUAAAGUAAAUAGCGAUAUGAAGAAAGAAAUGAAACUGAAUCAGGAAAUAUUCAUGGCGAGUCUAAAUAUACAGCCAACUGAUACGGCGCUUUUCAUCAAUGGCUUAUUUUUUGACCUGGAAGCUAUUGAUGUUCUAACACUUUUAGAGUCUUUGAGGAGCGAGCUACGAGUGAUGGAAGCUCUUCAUAAAAUUGGCUUUAGUAAUAAAAAGAUGAGUAAAUUGUUAGCUUUGGAUUUAUCUGGAGGUACGGAUAAUCAAAAUUUUGCAAUGGACAUAAGAGAUUCCGCAAUUAAUUGGAUCAACGAUAUCGAGAAUGAUCCACGCUACAGUAAUUGGUCGCCGUCGUUAACCGAAUUAUUACGGCCAACGUUUCCUGGGAUGCUCAGAAAUAUUAGAAGAAAUUUAUAUAAUUUAGUAUUAAUUAUUGAUCCUCUAAGUGAGGAUUCCAUGCCACUAAUAACUCUAGCACAAUCUCUUUAUGCGCAUUCUGCACCACUGAGGGUAGGAUUUGUCUUUGUGACAAAUUAUAAUACAUCUGUAACAGGUUUAAUGGAUGCCAGUGUCGCAGCUAACAAUGCGUAUCACUAUUUUGCAGACACUAGAAGUCCGAAAGAGGCUUUACAUUUCUUGUCAGAGUUAGGAAAUUACAUCGGGAAUUAUGCUGACGUAGAUGAUGUAAAAAAAGUUAUCAGAUCCAAAGACUCGUCCGCUAGUAUACCUUACAUUCUUGGUGAGGAAUCAGAGUACGAUGUAGGACGGCAUUUAGCUAGCGAUUUUAUAAAACGAUGUGGUUUCAAGAAGUUCCCACAAGCUUUGUUGAACGGUGUACCCUUGACGCCUAAUCAAAUAAAUUCUGAAUCUUACGAAGAAGCAGUGUUAUCUACUAUUAUGACACAGACACCUAUGUUGCAAAAAGCAGUGUAUCGAGGGGAAGUAACAGAAGGAGACGACAUCAUUGAUUUUCUCAUGAACCAACCAAAUGUCAUGCCACGAUUAAACGAGCGUAUUUUGAAGGUGGAUAAAAAUGCGUGGUUAAAUUUAAUUGGCACAAUUCCUGAAGAUGACGACUAUACUAAAUGGUCUUCUCAAAAUCUGUCAACUUAUUUAAUGAAGAAAAUGCACUAUUUCUUUGUACCGCGUCGCAAUAUGCGUCAUUUAUAUUCCUUCUGGGUGGUAGCUGAUUUGAAAUUGUUGUCUGGCAGGCAAUUACUACGAGAGGCCCUCGAAUACGUAGAAUCAAAUACUGAUGCGCGAGUUAGUGUUAUUAUUAAUGCAAAGGAUGACGCAAAUCUCAAGUCUGAUAUUAACAAAAUUGUGCUUGCUGCAAUAAGUGCAUUACCGCCGGAAAAGGCUAUACUUUAUUUGCGUAAAAUCCUGAAAGAAGACAAUGCAGCUCUCAUUGCUAAUGGUAAUUUUGAGAUUGAGGACGAAUCUGUGGCAGCAAUCUUAGAGACUCAAAAUUCGAUAUUAUCGUUGCAUCAACAUUACGUUAAAACCGUCCUAAGCAUGGAGACGGGAACAAGAGCAGUUUUGUGUAAUGCCCGUAUUAUCGGCCCCUUGGAUAGCAGUGAAGAAUUUACAAGUGAAGACUUUUCUUUAUUAGAAAGAUUUAGCCAGAGCACCUAUGGCGAGAAAUUAUUCAUGAAAUUGAUAAAAGAUCAAAUAUUCAACGAAGAUGAAUAUGAAGAAAAUAAUAUUACGGAUGAUACGAUUAUGAAAAUCACUUCACUCUUAGUUCCACGUACACAAACUCGAAGUCGGUACGAUGUUCCUUUCCAUGGAGAUGAUCACAGUGUUAUAAAAAUUCCAGCAGCCAAUCCCGAUGAAGUCGCCUUCAACUUUAUUGCCAUUGUAGAUCCAGUUUCACGUGGUGCUCAAAAAUUGGGUCCGAUACUGAAAACACUACAACAAGCCCUAAAUUGCAAUAUAAAAGUAUUUUUGAAUUGCGUAGACAAAAAUAGCGAUAUGCCAUUGAAGAGCUUUUAUCGAUUUGUGCUCGAACCUGAAUUGCAGUUCACACCAGAAGGAGAUAUCAGUGGUUCUAUCGCAAGGUUUACAAAACUUCCCACUUCGUCACUAUUAACGCAAUACAUUCACGCACCUGAGAACUGGCUCGUAGAAGUAGUGCGCAGUGUUUAUGAUUUAGAUAAUAUUAAGCUCGAUAAUGUCGCGAUGGGCGUGCAUAGUGAAUUUGAGUUAGAAUACUUACUGCUCGAGGGUCACUGUUUUGAAGCAGUAAUGGGAAACCCACCAAGAGGCCUUCAGUUCACAUUGGGCACUGAAAAACAACCCGUGAUGGUUGAUACUAUAGUAAUGGCCAAUCUAGGGUACUUCCAACUCAAGGCGAAUCCCGGCGAAUGGGUGUUGCGACUUCGGCAAGGACGAUCCGCAGAAAUAUACGACUUUACCACUGUUGACGGACAGGACGUUAUUCAGAACGGCAACGAUGUGAAAGUCCUGAUAAGUUCUUUAAGGAGUCACGUGUUGAAAGUGAAGGUUUCCAAGAAGCCAGAUAAGGCGAGAAUGGAUCUUUUGUCGGACAACGAGAACGAUUCUGGAUUAUGGAACUCCAUUUCUAGGACAUUUACGGCGACGGACGAAAAUGAAGACAAAGAUGAGAAAUUAAAUAUUUUUUCUCUUGCCUCUGGUCAUCUAUACGAGAGAUUCUUGAAGAUCAUGAUGCUGAGUGUUAUUAAACACACUAAAACACCGGUCAAAUUCUGGUUCUUAAAAAAUUAUCUUUCACCAACGCUAAAGGACUUUCUGCCACAUAUGGCUAAAGAAUAUGGCUUUGAGUAUGAACUCGUUCAAUAUAAAUGGCCUCGUUGGCUUCAUCAACAAACUGAGAAACAGAGGACUAUUUGGGGAUAUAAAAUCCUGUUUCUCGAUGUGCUGUUCCCACUGAACGUUAAGAAAAUAAUAUUUGUCGAUGCCGAUCAGGUGGUAAGAGCGGAUUUGAAGGAACUGGCAACUAUGGAUCUCGGCGGCGCACCUUACGCAUACACGCCAUUCUGUGAAAGCAGAGUCGAAAUGGAUGGAUUCAGAUUUUGGAAGCAAGGAUAUUGGAGAAAUCACUUGCAGGGUCGUGCUUACCAUAUUAGCGCGCUAUAUGUGGUCGAUCUCAAACGAUUCCGUCGUAUCGCCGCCGGAGAUAGGUUGCGUGGGCAGUAUCAGGCGUUGAGUCAAGAUCCAAAUAGCUUAGCAAAUCUUGAUCAAGAUCUCCCUAACAAUAUGAUCCAUCAAGUGGCCAUCAAAACGCUACCACAGGAGUGGUUGUGGUGCGAAACGUGGUGCGACGAUGCGUCUAAGAAAUACGCCAAAACUAUAGAUUUAUGUAAUAAUCCGAUGACUAAAGAAGCGAAAUUGCAAGCAGCCAUGCGUAUCUUGCCUGAAUGGGUGGGUUACGACGAAGAAAUUAAAACUCUGCAACAGAAGGUAGAGAAUGCCAACAGACAGACGGAGAAAGACAGUGCUAACCCUUUUUCAAUUGCUCGCGUGCCCGUGUCGUUCGCGCUCCUCCUCGCCGACGGCCCGUCCAGAACAUUUCACGACAUGGAAAACAGUGGAGCUAAGUCCGCCAACAUAGAAUUUCUCACCGUCGUCGUGGAGCAAAAUAACAGAGCCAACGAGUUCAAGGAUAAGGCGAUUUAUGGCUAUGGGACGAGCAUACCGCCGAAUAACAACGAGGAUGAAGAAAGUGAGAUGUCCCCACGGAAGGUCAUCUUCUGCGUUCACGGAAAAUUGUCAGGUUGUUGUACGGUGGUGAAAGGUUCCGGCGACGAAAAUGCAUCCGCGGACUAUCAACAAAAUCCGACAAUGUCUCCGGAAGAUCACUGUCACAGGGAGAGGAACGAGGAGAUCGACAAGAAAGCCCGAAAGAAGUUGCUGAUAGCCAGUGCGCUCUGCGUUAUUUUCAUGAUAGCAGAAAUCGUCGGCGGUGUAUUAUCGAACAGCUUGGCGAUAGCGACCGAUGCCGCACAUUUGUUGACUGACUUCGCGUCUUUUAUGAUAUCUCUCUUCUCCAUCUGGGUCGCUGGUAGACCAGCCACCAGAAAAAUGCCUUUUGGUUGGUAUCGAGCGGAGGUCAUCGGAGCAUUGACUUCAGUUUUGUUAAUAUGGGUGGUCACUGGCAUCUUAUUCUACCUCGCGAUAGAGAGAAUCGUCCACAAGGACUUCGAGUUGGACGCCACGGUGAUGCUGAUCACGUCGGCGGUUGGUGUUGCGGUAAAUCUAGUAAUGGGCCUGUCGUUGCAUCAGCAUGGCCAUAGUCACGGCGGGCAUAGCCACGAUAGAGGCAGCGACGUGGAAAGUGAGCUUGAUGGUGAUCUCAAAGGGGAGCAUCAGAAAAGGAACAUCAACGUGCGGGCCGCCUUCAUCCACGUUUUGGGUGAUUUUAUUCAGAGCAUAGGAGUAUUUAUCGCCGCAUUAGUCAUUUACUUUAAGCCAAGUUGGAACAUAGUGGAUCCAAUAUGUACAUUCCUCUUCUCCGUAUUAGUUAUCCUCACUACGGUGGCGAUUAUUAAGGACGUAGUUAACGUCCUGAUGGAAGGUAUUCCCAAGGGUUUUGAGUAUUCCCAAGUGGAGAACACCUUUAUGCAAAUAGAUGGAGUCGUUAAGGUGCACAAUCUUAGAAUCUGGGCGCUCUCGCUCGACAAGACCGCUCUGUCGGCGCAUCUUGCUAUAAAACCUGGAGCGAGUCCCCAGAACAUCUUGCGAACCGCCACGCGGAAUAUCCACGACAAAUACAAGUUCUUCGAGAUGACGUUGCAGAUAGAGGAAUUCAACGAGCGAAUGGAGAACUGCAAGCAGUGUAAAGCGCUGUCGCAAUAAAGCCACCGUUUUUUAUUGUACUUAUGCGUGUCCCAGUCGCGAUAUAAGGGACGCGAUGUGCAACGAAGAUAAUUUUAGAUUAGAAGUCUCGUGACCGUCACGAGAUCGUCACGCUUCGCCGAAUGAAGCCGAUGUGACUGCUUUCAUUCGCGAAAGCCGCGUAUGCAUCAUUACAGAACUCUUGUUAUACUUUUUUCCUUUCUUUUUUUUUUUUUAAUUUCGUGAAGAUACGAGCAGUCAUUGUCACUCGUACAACGCGCGAUGUGUUUAUUGUGAUUAGUUCAAUUGUUAUUCCAUCAUAAGAUAAAUUAUAAUUAGUUUCGCAAAUAAACGAAGUUGUAUAUCGUUAA
Temnothorax curvispinosus is the source of this 6524-nucleotide messenger RNA. RefSeq names its product UDP-glucose:glycoprotein glucosyltransferase (gene Uggt). The transcript is spliced from 32 exons. Gene Ontology annotation, cellular component: endoplasmic reticulum; membrane. Gene Ontology annotation, molecular function: monoatomic cation transmembrane transporter activity; UDP-glucose:glycoprotein glucosyltransferase activity. Gene Ontology annotation, biological process: monoatomic cation transport; transmembrane transport. NCBI's taxonomy places the organism in Eukaryota, Metazoa, Arthropoda, Insecta, Hymenoptera, Formicidae. The record is from RefSeq and is a predicted model, not a curated record. Bases 319 to 6174 code for a protein of 1951 amino acids.